This is a messenger RNA of Coregonus clupeaformis (lake whitefish), 1752 nucleotides long. RefSeq names its product Fc receptor-like protein 5. The transcript is spliced from 10 exons. NCBI's taxonomy places the organism in Eukaryota, Metazoa, Chordata, Actinopteri, Salmoniformes, Salmonidae. Bases 143 to 1648 code for a protein of 501 amino acids. Gene Ontology annotation, molecular function: transmembrane signaling receptor activity. The record is from RefSeq and is a predicted model, not a curated record. Gene Ontology annotation, biological process: cell surface receptor signaling pathway.
UCACGUUAUCUUUCUCUAGCAUGUGGUGGACCGUGCAAAAACCUUACACACACACACACACACACACACACACACACACACACAAUACACACCCAUGACACUUAUACAGACAAUAUGCUACGGAUGAAGACCGAACCUGGGAAUGAAGAACAAACAAGAAUUAUGUUUAUUGCCUGUUUUAGUUGUGGCCUGUCUGGUGUCCAUAAUGGGUGGUUCACCUCUCUCUAGCCCUAUUCUGAUUGGUCCAGACAAGGCCUACCUGAACUCCAAGGUAGUGUUCCAAUGUAGGUCACCUGGGUCUCCUCCACCAAUCACAUACGAGCUCCUGAAGGACGGCAACCACCUGGUCGCCACGAGCAACGACCUCCAAGACGACCAAUCGGCCACGUUCUCCCUGAAGAUCUCUGUGACGUCAGAAGGAUCGUACCACUGCAGGGUGACGGCAGGGGGAAACACGGGCCUCAGUGGAACGGUCCUCCUGCAAGUAGUGAUCCCCGUCUCAGGCACCAUGGUGACCUCUGACCCUAAUCCCCCCAUUCUCUAUGAGGGGUCACGGCUCGUCCUCAGCUGUGAUGUCACCAGGGGCUCCCACCUCUCCUACACCUGGUUCUACAACAGACAGGAAGUGACAUCAUCUCCAACCUCACCUUUGACCCCGCUUCUGCUCUGGCCGGUGGGUAACACGCUGGUGGUGGAGAGGGUCACAGCAAAGCAUGCUGGGAAUUAUUCGUGCAUGGCCGGGACCAGGAUAAAGGCCAACAGCAGGUUCUCCAGCAGCGGAGAGGUCACAGUCAGGGUCAAAGCCUACCUCUCCGUACCCCAAAUAUCCUUCACCAUCUCCAAAGAGGGUUCGAGUUACCGCGGCAAUGUGACCUGCAGGUCAUCAAGGGGAACCCCUCCCGUGACCUUCUACUUCUUCCUUGAUGACAAGGAGAUGGGUUCCGACGUGGCAAUGGAGUCGCUGGUUGCCUGGUUCCCCGUUGCCAUCGUUCCCGGGCGUGACAUGGGCAUGGUGCAGUGUAGAGUGGAGAGUGAUGCACAGAGACUGACCAGCAAACCUCUGACUCUGGAAGUGGUCCCAGUAGGAGGCUCACCGAAGGUGGAUGUGGAGUACCUCUACAGGGCUGAUUCCAAGAUGGCCGCUGCUCGUCUCCAAUGCCUCCUGAGCCUCGGGACCUUCCCCUUCUUCUCCUGGUCCCUCAACGGCUCCAUCCUCCUUCACCCCUCCGAGGGAGUCUCCUCUCACCCCUCUCACGCCCUGGCAGACGAAGGGCGCACCCUCCUCCUCACCGAGAUCACCCUAGAGGACACUGGGUAUUAUCGGUGCAGGGCGAGGAACAGUUAUGACGUAACGUCCGCCUGGGUGGAAAGCGAACCUGUUCUUGUGCAGGUCACAGAUGUUUCCAUGACAACCAUAGAGGUCAUCGCCAUAGUGUUUUGCUGUUUCCUCAUGCUGACCCUGGCCGGGGGCGUGGCCUGUGUGAUGAGGAUGCUCGACCGCCAACGAGGCAUUGUUGCAAGCAGCGAGCAGAGAGGGAGAGAGAGAGCGGCAAAUGAAAGACGAUUCAGCGAACAUUUCUGCAUCAUCCCAGAUCCACUUCCACUGACUGACAUCACUACCAGACCCUUGAGAUCACAAUAUAACUGACGUGAUGAAAUAAAACCCAACUUUAGACCGACCAGUUCCUCACAAAAUAAUCCUUCAAUGUAAUUUUAUCCAACAAACUAUUAAAGUUUUUUUCAAUAAUUUCA